Molecule: messenger RNA, 2800 nt
Organism: Diprion similis
Lineage: Eukaryota; Metazoa; Arthropoda; Insecta; Hymenoptera; Diprionidae
Gene: Cds
Product: phosphatidate cytidylyltransferase, photoreceptor-specific
Exons: 10
Coding region: 182-1546 (454 amino acids)
Cellular component (GO): endoplasmic reticulum membrane
Molecular function (GO): phosphatidate cytidylyltransferase activity
Source: RefSeq, a predicted model, not a curated record
CGACGUUAACCUGCAAUGUGUAAGCCGUGAAGUCGGUGAGCGCGAUUUGAUGCAUCACGUCCGCUCGAGUUGUUUUCUUAAUUAUUCAAACAAUGUAAAGGUAUGCGAUUAAGGUGUACAAGUCAGUGAUCACCGGUGCUUGAUCAAAAUAUAUAGUUUUACCAAAUCGUGAAAUAUUUUUAUGAAUAAAAUGUCCGAGGUACGAAAACGGGCGAUUGGAGAUGUGGCAGGGAGAGACGUCAACGACGAUCACAAGGAAGAUGCGGAGUCGGAAGAAGAUAAUAAGAUCGAAGUUGACGAAGUGUCCAAGACUCUGCCUCAAGGGACUAAUCAUACACCAGAUGCGCUCGCUGCCGCUCUCUCUGGCAUGUCGGAUCGCUGGAGAAACUGGAUAAUUCGGGGCAUUUUUACAUGUUUAAUGGUGACAGGAUUUGGUAUUAUUAUCUAUGGAGGGCCGUUAGCACUGAUGGUCACGACUUUGGUUGUACAAGUGAAAUGCUUUGAAGAGAUCAUUAACAUUGGAUAUACUGUGUAUCGAAUUCAUGGUUUACCUUGGUUCAGAUCUCUUUCGUGGUAUUUCUUGAUUACUUCCAAUUAUUUCUUCUAUGGAGAGAACCUGAUGGAUUAUUUUGCAGUGGUAAUAAAUCGGACGGAUUACCUACGCGUUUUAGUAACGUAUCAUCGAUUCAUCUCGUUCUGCCUGUAUAUUAUGGGUUUUGUUUGGUUCGUACUAUCCCUUGUCAAAAAAUACUACAUGAAGCAAUUUUCUCUCUUCGCAUGGACACACGUUGCGCUAUUGAUCGUAGUGACGCAAAGCUAUUUAAUUAUUCAGAACAUAUUUGAAGGAUUAAUAUGGUUCAUUGUACCAGUGAGUAUGAUUGUCAUAAACGAUAUAAUGGCAUACGUCUUUGGAUUUUUCUUCGGCAGAACUCCGUUGAUAAAAUUAUCCCCAAAGAAAACUUGGGAAGGCUUUGUAGGUGGUGGUAUUUCAACAGUCAUACUUGGAUUAUUGAUGUCGUAUGUCAUAUGCCAGUACCGCUACUUUGUUUGCCCAAUUGAGUACAGCGAAGCCUUGGGUCGAAUGACUAUGGACUGUGAACCAUCCUACCUUUUCAGACCACAAGAAUAUACUCUGCCUACUGAAACCUUACAAAAUUUAUCCAAUUGGCUUGGUUGGAAGGGUACAAUAACAAUGUAUCCCUUUUUGCUGCAUUCACUGUCAAUGUCUGUAUUCAGUUCCGUGAUCGGGCCGUUUGGAGGAUUCUUCGCUAGUGGUUUCAAACGAGCUUUUAAAAUCAAGGAUUUUGGAGACGUGAUUCCUGGUCACGGAGGAAUAAUGGAUAGAUUUGAUUGUCAGUAUUUAAUGGCAACGUUUGUCAAUGUUUACAUCUCAUCAUUCAUCCACACCGCCUCGCCCCAGAAGCUUCUACAGCAGAGCGACGGUAUUUUAUCGCAGGUGUACAACUUGAAGCCGGAGCAGCAACUGCAGCUGUUUUACACUUUGCGAGACGCGCUGGAGCACAGAGGUAUCCUAAAUACGCCCUAAACAUUACCACCUACGUCAGGUAGCGUGUGGGUUAUUGAUUGGGCACCAAUUGCAAUGCAUUGCUAUGGGAAUCCGAAUAAAUUGAGACGUCUCUUUCCGAGUUUUACUUAACGUCACCACAAAAUACCCUGGUCUACUUCUGUUCAUAAAAUUGACAAAUGUAGCGACUGAAACGUUCAUUAAUGACAACAUUCCUUGAUAAAGCGGAACGCAGAUAGCUUUACUCUCUCCAUUAUUUCCAAAUUUAUGAAAAAAGUUACCGUCAAUGGUAAAUGUAGAAUGUGCCACAUAUUAUGCUUUUACUCUCAUAGCAAAGCAGAUCAUUGGAUUAGGAAAUUUAUAUGCUCGUUAUUUAUUUUGAUUAAGUUUCGUUCUGAAAGUAUGUGCGUGAUGUCCGUGUAGAGUAUGAAUCAUACAGAAUAUAACUUACUUGUUAACAAUAACUUAUUAUCUUCAUGUCAUUGAAUGAACAUUGAAUUUUUUUGACAGUGAUCGACGUUUUACUAAUCUUCUAUUAACUGUAAGUGGAAGUAUUUCCACGGUCCUGAUUUAAAUGUAAAGAUAAAUCACUGGACAAUUACAGUUAUGUAUACAUCGCGCAUUCCAUUCACUAGGUAACCACGAAAAAUCUAUGUGGCAGGAAUUCAUCAAUUCGUUGUUCAAAUAAAGGGCAUGAAACAAUCAAAUAAAUUCCAUCCUCGUUGAGUAAACUUGAUGCUGAAAGGGCGCUUUAUCCAUUAAUUUUUGGAAUAGAAAAUGCAAUCGACGAUUUUCUUCUUCCUGUAUAAUUUUAUUGUUUCGUGCCCAUUUUAGAGAAAUUCACAACAUUAAAUGAUCGUUACAUUGGUUAGUAUUUUACUUAUCACACUAACAUACCUCUUAAGAAAUCUAAGUCAUUAUGUUGUUAAUCAUUUCCGAUUUACUAGAACUCAAAAUAGCCCCUUUUUUAAUUUAAACAAAGUUCAUAUUAUAGCGUUAGUUUCACGUAACUAGUUAUCAUCAUCACACCUGACUUGAUGCUUUAUGUGGCUCUCAUCGUUCGUACAAUAUUUUACGUAAGUAAAUAAUCAUAAAUCUCUGAAUAAUUUUCAAAGUACUCAAAAUGUUUCCAACAAUUAUUUUCAUAACAUCUAUUGAUUGAAGAUUUAGAUCUCACAUUCAUGUGUGUUUGCACGCACUUAUAUUCUGCCGACUUGCCAAGUUGAUGCCUGUAUAGCUUCAAAUAUUUUUUUGAUAAUACGAUUUGUUACUGUU